Messenger RNA from Heterotrigona itama, 649 nucleotides. NCBI's taxonomy places the organism in Eukaryota, Metazoa, Arthropoda, Insecta, Hymenoptera, Apidae. The record is from the annotation of a GenBank genome assembly.
AUGGGGCGCGUCGAUGGGGCGACGGUGAUAAGCGAUGUCGGAAGUGCGGGUACCAGGCGGAAACCUUGCCCCACGUGUUAUGUCACUGUGGCCCACAUUCGACCGCUCGGCAAUUGCGGCACAACGCCAUUGUCGAGAGGCUUGCCGCGGCCUCCAGGCUCCGGGGGGGGGGGGGUCAGAACUAACCAAUGCGUUCCGGGCGUCGACGGAGACCUCGCGGCUCUGCGGCCUGACUUAGUCAUCACGCACGAGCCGUCGAGAAUCGUCGUCAUAAUAGACGUGACCCUAGCUUUUGAAAAUAAAUUUGCAGCGAUCGAAAAAGCGAGGCUGGAGAAAGUCCAAAAAUACCAGCCUCUCGCGGACGCGUUAGCGAGAUCCGGUCACGUCGUCCAUGUUGACGGCUUCGUCGUAGGCGCCCUGGAACGCAUUAAGAUUAUCGACAGAAAUCGUCAAGAAAAUUCCAUGUAAGUUGACAUAUGAAAACUGGAAUUUUAUGACUUCUUUAGUUCUAUGACCGAAUUCUAUUGGGAAGUCAAAACAAAAUGUUACUGAUUUUAAGAUAUGCAAUUAAUUAUUUACAUUAUUACAUUUGAAAAAAAUUUGUUAAUUUAUUAUAAAUUUGUUUUACUUUUAUAGGCAUUUAUACUAA